Messenger RNA from Cutaneotrichosporon cavernicola, 861 nucleotides. RefSeq lists its product as uncharacterized. Lineage: Eukaryota; Fungi; Basidiomycota; Tremellomycetes; Trichosporonales; Trichosporonaceae. The transcript is spliced from 5 exons. The record is from RefSeq and is a predicted model, not a curated record. The coding region runs from base 1 to 861 and encodes 286 amino acids.
AUGCCACCCAUAAUUAACCAGAACCAGUGGUUCCCAAGGUGCGCCAUGCCCAUGGGCCCAAUGCUCGGUGGCAACAACCACCAAGUUUCCCAGUAUAUGAGCAUGAUCACUGGCGGAAACGCAGCUCUUCAGGAGGAAGGCCUCCGCUCGCUGGUCCAGCUCUACACUGGCGGAGACGACGCCGCCGGACUCGCCGAUGUCCAGCAGAUCGAGACCCUGGUCACUCUGGCCAAGGACGAGAGCAAGCGCAAGAUCAUCCUCGAGAUUCUCAAGGGCCGUCUCGCCCUCGACUGGCCUUACAACUACCGUGCCCUCGAUAUCAUGUCCAACCUUCAACCGGAGCACCUCAUCGGGUUGCUCGACGACAUCUCCAAGUACGCCAGUCCUCCAGCAGGUGUAAUAGGCCGCGAGCACCUCAAGACGGUCACCAACUCUUUCGUCGACAAGGUCAAGGCGGCCAAGGCCAAGAAGGAGGCAGACGAAUUCGAAAAGAAGCAGAAGGAGAUGAUGGCCAUGUGGGGCCCGCUGUGGACUAACCAACCCGCCGCCCCCGUCUACCCCGCCCAUCUCUUCUUCCCUCACACAGCAUCACAACCUGUUCCUUAUCCAUACGUCCCACCUGGUCUCAACUGCCCGCCGGUUACCUGGCCGAGCAGAGCGCCCGAGGGCUGGACAUCGUGGGUGCUGCAUGUCGCCCUGGUGAACAGGACCCAAGUCGAACCCCCGCCAUCCCAUACUCCUUUCUCCCGCGUGACAUUCCACGCCCUCCAGCCAGAUCCUCCCAAGGAUAGUAAGGUGAAAGAGCCGGUUCUGCAACCCAUCGUCUAUGUGCCGCCCAAGGGGAAACCGAAGGAGAAGUAG